Cutaneotrichosporon oleaginosum is the source of this 1066-nucleotide messenger RNA. RefSeq lists its product as uncharacterized. Lineage: Eukaryota; Fungi; Basidiomycota; Tremellomycetes; Trichosporonales; Trichosporonaceae. Gene Ontology annotation, biological process: mitochondrial respiratory chain complex IV assembly. The record is from RefSeq and is a predicted model, not a curated record. Gene Ontology annotation, cellular component: mitochondrial inner membrane.
CUCUCUCUUCGCCCCACUUCAAAAUCCACCCGACGCUCUCCAUCUCGGCCAUCUCUUCUCCCACCCAAGCCCCUCAUGUCGCUGCGGCUCCCUCUUCUGCGCCCGGUCGGCCUCCGCCCGCCUCCCCUGCGCGCGCACCUCCUCAUCCGCCGCUACGCCGACCAGCCAGACGCCUCGGAGAAGCCCAAGAAACGCCCCCCGCCCCCGCCACAGGCGCCCCUUGAGCCCACGACAUUCGACGGCAAGGCGGCGCCGCGCGAACGGGCUGUCCUUCGCGGCAUGCCGGGGACCAUGAGCCCAUGGGAGCUGGAGCGGCAGCACACCCGUCCACGGAGCAACCGCGCUGGGCCGAGGCCUGUGCCCAAGCCCAAGCUUGACGAGCACUUGUUCAACGAGAGCGCCGCGCCGCGGGCCGUCUACCAGCGCCCCACGCGGGAUCUGCCCAUGGUCAACCGACGGAUAGGGUUGUGGAUCACGCUGGGCCUUGUAGGCCUCGGCGCAUGGGGUCUCUUCAUUCUCUACGCAACGAACAACGAGCGCUACAGCUCGUCUGUGGUGCGCCAGGUGUCGUUCCAGCUGCGCAACAGCCCGGAGGUAGCCCAGCUGCUCGGCGACCACGUCCGCUUUUCGCGUAACUACUGGGGCUUCGGCGAGCCAUGGAUCGCCGGCGGCAUCAACCUGAUGCAGGGCCGCAUCGACGUCAAGUUCCGCAUGCGCGGCGACAAGCAGGAGGGGACGGUGUACUUUACGUCGAUCCGGCCGUCGCAGGGCGCCCCUUGGCGGAUUGUCCGAUACAAGGUCAUCGGCGAGUACGGCGACGUCAUCCGUCUCGAGGACAAGGCUGUGCGCCCCGUCCUGCCUGACGAGGAGGCGGCUGAGAUGCCAUCAAACCCCGAGGCUGAUGCCGCACUCUCGACGUCCGCUGGCGACAAGCACAUUGCACCAGCACUGGUCGAGCCCGCCCACGUCCAGCCCAACAACGCGGUUGCGUGGAUCCCCUCGACAAGGGCCGUGUAGAAGUAGAGCAUCUGUACAUUCUUCAAUGCAUCUCAACAACGGGCAUGAG